Vigna unguiculata (cowpea) is the source of this 2118-nucleotide messenger RNA. It is a transcript of the gene EHD1, whose product is annotated as EPS15 homology domain 1. Lineage: Eukaryota; Viridiplantae; Streptophyta; Magnoliopsida; Fabales; Fabaceae. Gene Ontology annotation, cellular component: cytoplasm; plasma membrane. Gene Ontology annotation, molecular function: GTP binding; protein binding; calcium ion binding. The record is from RefSeq and is a predicted model, not a curated record. Gene Ontology annotation, biological process: endosomal transport; endocytosis.
ACAAGAACUUCCAUUUGAACGUGAAGUUAAUAUGAGAAUCUGAAUCAGCAAGCAAAGUGAGUGCUAACUUGGCACUAGUGUUUGGUAACUAUCAAAAACAAGGUUCGUUAAAGCACCAUCUUUACACCGACUCUGGGUAGUUUCCAUCGCCAAUACGACACUGCUGAUGCAAUUCCUCGUCGUCGUUUAACGCUCUCGUUUUCAGUUCCACGGAAAAGAUAAAAAAGCGAUAAAACGCAGCUUCUCGAACGCUGCGAGAUCUCAAACCCGCGGUUUCGAAGCUUUUUCUGCGAUCAAUGGAGUUCGACCCGAUCCCAAUCGGUUCGUGCUCCAAACAACAGCAGGCGAUCUACAAGGACUGGUUCAAUUACGCUGAUUCAGAUAGCGAUGGCCGCAUUACGGGGAGUGACGCCACCAAGUUUUUCGCCAUGUCCAACUUGUCUCGCCAAGAUCUUAAGCAGGUGUGGGCUAUUGCAGAUACAAAGCGGCAAGGGUAUCUUGGUUUCUCUGAAUUUAUCAUUGCUAUGCAGCUAGUUUCUUUGGCUCAAUCUGGGCAUUCAAUAACACCCGAUUUGCCGACUAGUAAUGUUGAUUUUACAAAUCUGGAACCUCCCGUAAUGGAUGGUUUAGAUGCAUUACUAACUAAGAAAAAGCAUAAACACAGAGAAGUUGAAACGAAUGUAAUUACAGGUAGUUCUCAAUUGCAGCCAUCACCAUCGAGAAAUUGGUUUUCUUCAAAUUCAACUAAAAAGGUGCCUCUUUCCUCAGUGACAUCAAUAAUUGACGGCUUGAAGAGGCUCUACCUUAACAAGUUGAAGCCAUUAGAAGCGACUUACCGUUUUAAUGAUUUUGUAUCGCCAUUACUGACAAAUAGUGACUUUGAUGCCAAACCAAUGGUUAUGCUUUUGGGUCAGUACUCAACUGGUAAAACAACAUUUAUCAAACAUCUCCUUAAAAGUAGUUAUCCAGGAGCCCAUAUUGGACCUGAGCCAACAACUGAUAGGUUUGUUGUUGUCAUGUCUGGAUCUGAUGAGAGAACUGUUCCUGGAAAUACUGUUGCUGUCCAAGCAGACAUGCCAUUUAGUGGCCUUACAACUUUUGGCACAGCAUUUUUGUCAAAAUUUGUGUGUUCACAGAUGCCUCAUCCUCUACUAGAACACAUCACAUUUGUUGACACUCCCGGAGUUUUGUCUGGAGAAAAGCAAAGGACACAACGGGCAUAUGAUUUUACGGGCGUGACAUCUUGGUUUGCUGCCAAGUGCGAUUUGAUACUUUUAUUGUUUGAUCCUCACAAACUUGACAUUAGUGAUGAGUUCAAUCGUGUGAUAUCAUCCUUACGGGGACAUGAUGACAAAAUCCGAGUAGUUUUGAAUAAGGCAGACCAAGUUGAUACCCAACAAUUGAUGAGGGUUUAUGGCGCCUUAAUGUGGUCACUUGGGAAGGUGUUGAAGACACCUGAAGUAAUGCGUGUGUAUAUUGGCUCCUUCAAUGACAUGCCUGUAAAUGAUGUUGCCACUGGUCCACUUGGUAAGGAACUAUUUGAAAAGGAACAAGAUGAUCUUCUUUCGGAUCUGAAAGAUAUACCAAAAGCAGCUUGUGAUCGAAGAAUCAAUGAGUUUGUAAAACGAGCCCGAGCAGCCAAGAUACAUGCGUAUAUUAUCAGUCAUCUAAAAAAGGAGAUGCCUGCUAUGAUAGGCAAAUCUAAAGCUCAGCAAAAGCUCAUUGAUAAUUUGGCAGCUGAAUUUGGAAAGGUGCAAAGGGAGUUCCAUUUACCUCCUGGUGAUUUCCCAAAUGUAGAGUAUUUUAGGGAGAGAUUGAGUGGUUACAAUAUUGAUAAGUUUGAAAAAUUGAAACCAAAGAUGAUACAAGCAGUUGAUGACAUGUUAGCCUACGAUAUUCCUAACCUCUUGAAGAAUUUUAGGAAUCCCUAUGAUUAAAUUCCUGAGCAAUUGAGUCAGUGCUAUAUUAGAUUAGUCAGAAUGACGUUUAUAGCAGAAUUUUACGGAGUCUUUGUGCACUGUGUAUGUUCGUCAUGGGAUCUUGAUGUGCUAUCCGAUUGAUGCUUUUUUUUCUACCUGGAUAGUUAUAUUAUUAAAUUUAUGUUUUUUCUUUUUCGUA